AUGACAAUUUCCUAUCAACAGGACGUAUCAUUAGCAUCUUGGCGGGCAUUUUUCAAAUUACUUUUUCGUUGGAAAGCAAGUAUUUGGAAGAUUGUCAUAAAAGAAUUGUUUGUAUGGAUAAUUGCAUUCUUUGGCAUUUCAUUUAUCUUCCGAACGCCAUUUUUUCUGACACAAAAUCAGAAAUUUUUAAUCGAAAAAUUGGCCAACUAUUUUGAUACAUAUCUUAACUCGAUAAAUCUUACAUUUAUACUUGGGUUCUUUGUAAGCAAUAUAGCAGUACGAUGGGAUGAAGUUAUCAAAAAUAUGGGAUAUAUUGAAAGUUUCGCAAUAUAUGUCAGUAAUUUUAUACGUGGAGACGAUGAAGAAACAAGGAUGGUAAGGAGAUCAAUUGUUAGAUAUAUAUGCCUUGCACAAAUACUUGUCUUUCGAGAUAUAAGUGUGGACAUCAGAAAGAGAUUUCCUACUCUGGAUAGCAUCGUUCGAGCAGGUUAUAUGUUAGACCAUGAAAAGCAAAGACUGGAAUCAAUCAAAUCAGACUAUAAUCAAUAUUGGAUCCCAUUUAGUUGGGCGAGUAGCAGAAUUAUUAAUAUGAGAAAGCGAGAUAAAAUUGCAUCCGACAUGUUGAUGAACGGAUUAUAUGACAUGAUUUGUACUGCCGUCUAUUUCUACUUUGGAGUCUGCCUUAUUUCGCGCCAAUUUAUCAGAUUAAAUAAUUCACAUUAUGGCUAUGCCGAUCUAGUAUCACCAGUCAUGACAAUGGUACAAUUUGUGUUCUAUGUCGGUUGGAUGAAAGUCGCGUUGAAUCUUCUGAAUCCAUUCGGAGAUGAUGAUGAUGAUUUCGAAUGUAAUUUCUUGGUCGACAAGAAUCUUGCGGUAAGCUUAUGUAUUGUUGAUCACUGUUAUGAUGAUGCACCUUCACCAAAGGAAGACUUUUUCUGUGGUGCUGAAAUAGUAAAUAGUGUCAGCCUGGCUGCAAACUCAAUGAACGAUCAUCAGCUUAUUGGCUCAGCUUCGAAAAUUAUGUACUUAUCUUCUGAAUCAGUUGUAAGCAGUGAUCUAUUACUAUAA
Molecule: messenger RNA, 1068 nt
Organism: Dracunculus medinensis (Guinea worm)
Lineage: Eukaryota; Metazoa; Nematoda; Chromadorea; Rhabditida; Dracunculidae
Source: the annotation of a GenBank genome assembly